This is a messenger RNA of Macadamia integrifolia, 1540 nucleotides long. RefSeq names its product plant cysteine oxidase 4-like. The coding region runs from base 499 to 1236 and encodes 245 amino acids. The record is from RefSeq and is a predicted model, not a curated record. Gene Ontology annotation, molecular function: oxidoreductase activity, acting on single donors with incorporation of molecular oxygen, incorporation of two atoms of oxygen. NCBI's taxonomy places the organism in Eukaryota, Viridiplantae, Streptophyta, Magnoliopsida, Proteales, Proteaceae. The transcript is spliced from 6 exons.
CACAGGCACACAAUCCUGUUUUUCCGUUUGGGUUUUUCCUUGGCAGUUCUUUCCUUUCAGCGAUUUUCCCCCUCAAAUCUCUCUCUUCGUCAGAGAUUUUCUUCUUUGUAAUUCGAUUGAGAAAUCGACAGAAUUAUUGCUUGUUUUGACGUGAGGAAGCUCCCUGAUAUGGAUUCCAGGCUUGAAUCCUGAAAUGGAGGGAUUUCUGUAUUUGCAUUUCUUUCUAAUGUGUCAUCGAAUUCAUGACGAUGCUAGGGUACCAUGCGGAUCCAUGACUGCCAAUUCUAUUCACGGAGUCUGAUCCAUAUGUUUCCAAACUUUAUCUUGAAAUCUCUGCUCAUAAAUUGGGAUGGUAUUGAGUGGUCUUUUCUGCACUAGAACAUCUCAACGGCUGUUUAGAGAUUGUACUGAUAACUGAUCAAUAAGCUUCUUUCAAAGUCAACUUUUUUCCGGUACUUCUUGCUCAGAACGAAGUUCUCAGGGCACUGACUAUACACUAUGCCGGCUAUACAGAAGCUUUAUGAAGCUUGUAAAGUAUCCUUCUCUCCGAAUGGGCCAAUUUCAGAAGAAGCUCUUGAAAAAGUUCGUGCUAUGUUAGAUAAGAUGAGGCCUUCUGAUGUAGGUCUUGAACAGGAGGCACAGUUGGUACGUGGAUGGAAAGGUUCUCCGCACGGGAUUAAUGGAAAGAAAGGACGUAAUGGGAGCAGCCAGCAGUACCUGCCUCCAAUAAGAUAUCUGCAUUUGCAUGAGUGCAGUAGCUUCUCUAUAGGAAUAUUCUGCAUGCCACCGUCAUCUAUCAUACCCCUUCACAAUCAUCCUGGGAUGACUGUUUUGAGCAAGCUUCUAUAUGGUUCAUUACAUGUGAAAUCGUAUGAUUGGCUUGAUUUAUCUGGGCCUGCUGAUCCAUCACAAGCGAGGCCUGCAAAGCUCGUUCGGGAUUGUGAGAUGACUGCUCCAUGUGGGACAACAAUCCUUUACCCAACAACUGGUGGCAACAUCCAUUCUUUCAAAGCUUUAACGCCCUGUGCUCUUUUUGACAUUCUGUCACCCCCUUAUGCUUCUGAAGAUGGACGGCAUUGUUCCUAUUUCCGGAAGUCCCCAAGAAAGGAUCUACCUGGUUUCGAUGAGUCAAGUGGAAUAAACGCCUCCGAAGUGACUUGGUUGGAAGAAUUUCAACCCCCUGACAACUUUGUUGUUCGGAGGGGGGUGUACAAGGGCCCUAUUAUCAGAACUUGAGGGAUUUUUGGGUUGGGUGUAGCAUACAAGUAAAAAGAUUGGCUCUGAUUAUUAGGAAACAAUAUGGGCUGUUGAUAAGUGGUAAUAAUUACUAUAAUUGGAAAUAUAAGUUGCUCAUUCGGUUUGUACAUAUAUGUUUGCGGGUAAAAUCCAUCCAUUUAAUGAUUACACCUUUAGUUUGAGGAACGGUGACAGCAUCUCCUGCUCUUUAGUUAAUGGAACAAUGAGUUCUUCGAUAAACGCUGCCUGGGGGAUGAAUUGCUGGUUCUUCCUUCUAAAUAGUAAUUCUUGUUUCAAUCUCUUA